CGAGGCGACCUGAAAACCCUUAAACCCUUGUUCACUCGCACGUGCGGUGGCGAAGCUCACUCUUCUCUCCGGUACUUUGGCGGAAGAAGCUGAACUGCCAUUGUCUUCGGCGGCCGUCGAUCUUUCUGCCGUCUGCUUCGGAUGUGAGAUACCACAUGAUGGUUAAGUGGCGAUUGAACAAAUCAUAGGGGGCAUUGGAUGUCAUACAUCAAAUCACAGGGAGGGGUGAGGAAAUCAUUUACGGCCAAAAAUAAGGGUGAAUUGUAAGAUAUCCUCCAUAACAUUUGAUGUUUACCUCCUGCAGUACGAGUUCACAAUGUAUGUCUUACUUAACUGAUUUGCAAUUUUGAGAGAGUCAACAAUCCUGCAAGCUCAGAAUGAGUUUGCUUUUAAGAAUAAGGCAGCAUUUACCUAAUGGGUUAUAUGGACAACCUCUUCAUUUGGGUUCAGUAGGGAUUAUUCCAAGUAAAUUAAAUUUGGUUUCAAGAAAUUUUGGUCAAGCUGCUAGGAAAGAGGAUGAGGAUGUAGAGGAAGUAGAAAUUGACCAAAGAAGGCUCCCAGCUGAUUUUGAUCCUGCAACAUUUGAUCCUACUGAGCAUCGAAGUCCUCCAUCAGAGAGAGUUUUCAAGCUUGUUGACGAAAUGGCAUCUCUAACACUUGCUGAAGCUGCAGAAUUGGGCCCCAUUUUGAUGAGCAAAAUGGGAUUGAAGGAGAUGCCUACUGUGGGAUUUAUGAAACCAGGAGCUGCUAACUUAGCUGGACUGGCAGCGAAGGCACCAGCUGCAGCAAAGGAGGAGAAGAAGCCAGAAAAGACUGUGUUUGAAUUGAAAUUGGAGUCCUAUGAAGCAACCUCAAAAAUUAAAAUCAUCAAGGAGGUCCGUGGCUUUACUGAUUUAGGUCUGAAGGAAGCGAAAGAUUUAGUGGAAAAAACACCUUCAAUUAUAAAGAAAGGUGUUUCAAAGGAAGAGGGAGAAGGGAUAAUAGAGAAAUUGAAAGCUCUUGGUGCAAAAGUUGUUAUGGAAUGAAGGUAAACAGAUAUACGUUGUCCUCCUAAAUAAUUAUUGAAAUGUUUAUUUCAAUAAUCCACAUCUCCUGAACUCAAACGAAAUUUGUAAUGUAUUAUCAUUUUUGCCUAUUUCUGCGGACUGUGACAGAGUCGUCCUGAGGUUGCUUUUUCAUUUUAGCUCAAUUCAUGAGCUUUAGCUGAAAUUUAGUUUUGCGCAACUAUUUAGAGGCAGUGAGGUACAAUUCAUUUCCAUCAUGACGGAUCUUAUGACCAAGUCCUUCCACGCAAUUUUUGAAGUUGAAAGAAUAUCCCCAGGAUCUCUACAACACAUUGGUGAUACCUUAAAGAUUAUAUGGCCUCUUUGAAUUGUGUUUCUCUUCAUCUAUGUAACGGAAGCAUGCUAUGUUGAGAUCCUCUGCAUAUUCUCCCUGCGUUGAAACUUCUAGCUAUUAUUUCUAUCAUAUAUCUUGUUUGUGAACGUAAUAAGGAGGGAAAAUGCAAUAAUAGAUUUUUGUAUUUUGAUUGCUUUUGGUUUUUA
This is a messenger RNA of Prosopis cineraria, 1544 nucleotides long. RefSeq lists its product as uncharacterized. Gene Ontology annotation, biological process: translation. NCBI's taxonomy places the organism in Eukaryota, Viridiplantae, Streptophyta, Magnoliopsida, Fabales, Fabaceae. The record is from RefSeq and is a predicted model, not a curated record. The transcript has 3 exons. Bases 378 to 1025 code for a protein of 215 amino acids. Gene Ontology annotation, cellular component: ribosome. Gene Ontology annotation, molecular function: structural constituent of ribosome.